Messenger RNA from Gongylonema pulchrum, 399 nucleotides. Lineage: Eukaryota; Metazoa; Nematoda; Chromadorea; Rhabditida; Gongylonematidae. The record is from the annotation of a GenBank genome assembly.
AUGGUGCAAGGCAAUGGUGAUAUAGGCAUCAACGGAUCUGUAUUGUCGCCUCGAGAGAACUCACUAUGCGCACAGAUGAUCGCCAAUGUACUGGAAUCAUCUCCGGGAAGUCUUAGCACACGCGACAAAUUUUCCACUGCUUAUUCCACCGAUUUGACAAAAUUCGAAGAUGCAAAGACGACUGACAAAAACGACGGUAGAUCAACGAAAUCAGCGAACGAUACAUUGGAUUCGAACAAAUCAACGCCAUUCAUACAGAUUCCGUACCAGCCGCCAUCAUCGGACUCGCUUGCGCUUGGUACAACACCCGAGUAUCAGGAAAUUCUAGAUGUAGCGGAAGGUACACAGCUCGGUUUGUUUCACUGUUAUCCUAAAGCAAGGCAGUGUCAAGGUCGUUAA